GCAUGGCGGCGGCGCGCGCGCGGCCCCGCCCCCCCGCGGCCUGGUUGCCACGGUGACGGCGGCGGCGGAGCGGUGCCAUGUCGGAGCUGGGCUCGGAGGAGUCCGAGGAGUCCGAGGCCCCGGCGGACUUAGGGGAAUAUGAUGGUGAGCGCAAUUCAGAAGGUGAACGACACGGCCGUGGAAAAGCACGACUACCCAAUGGCGAUACAUACGAUGGAGAAUAUGAACAUGGUCUCAGAAAUGGACAGGGGACCUACAGAUUUACAAACGGUGCUCGCUACAUUGGAGAAUAUCGUCAAAAUAAAAAACACGGCCAGGGCAUUUUUUUUUAUCCAGAUGGAUCAAAAUAUGAAGGAGACUGGGUGGAUGACCAGAGACAUGGCUAUGGAGUUUAUACCUAUGCAAAUGGAGACAGCUAUACUGGAGACUGGUUUAAUCACAAUAGGCAUGGGCAAGGUACGUACGUCUACAAAGACACUGGAUCUAAGUAUGUUGGUGGUUGGAUAAAUGGAAACCAGGGAGGAGCAGCUGAACUUAUCCACCUAAACCACCGUUUUCAGGGCAUUUUUUUGAAUGGAAAUCCUAAAGGUCCUGGCAAAUAUGUCUUUGACAGUGGAUGUGAACAGCAUGGUGAAUACAUAUACUCAGAGCAGGCUAAAGAGGAGGAAGAAGAAGAGGAGGAACACCCAUACUCAUUACUCAUUGUCCCAAAAUGGAAAGCAAUGGAUAUUACCAAAGUAACACUCUGGACACCCAGUGUGGAACAACCACCUUCUCCCACAGAAGCCCCCCAAGUAGCAGCACCAGCAGAAGCAGCAGAGGAAGAAGUGCCAUCAAGUGCAGUCACUGAUGAAUCUGCUAAGGGUGGGGAUGAUGAGCCUUCUCCUCAUGAAGUAUACAGCGAAGCUUUGAGCCCAGCAAAGGAGGCAGAAGAGGAAGAGGAAGAAAGAGAGGAAGAAGAAAAAGAAGAUCAGGAGGAUCAAGGUUUCACAAGACUGAGUUAUAGUAAGAGGAAAUGAUUAGAAGAAAAUAUGCAUUGUCCCAUAACCAUCACUUUUUCCCCCUGCACAGAAUCGAAGGAAACAGAGGAACGGGAUACAACUAAAGAGAAAUAGAGCCAAAAAAAAAAAAAAGGAAAUUUCAGAGUAAAUUGUCUGGUAUGAUAAACCUGUAAUAAUUUUAUAACUAAACAGCUCUGUUAAGAUAUUUUGAAUAAAAAUUUCUGUCACUGUUC
Dromaius novaehollandiae (emu) is the source of this 1234-nucleotide messenger RNA. RefSeq names its product radial spoke head component 1 (gene RSPH1). Gene Ontology annotation, cellular component: nucleus; cytosol; motile cilium. The coding region runs from base 78 to 1019 and encodes 313 amino acids. The record is from RefSeq and is a predicted model, not a curated record. The transcript has 9 exons. Gene Ontology annotation, biological process: spermatid development; axoneme assembly. Lineage: Eukaryota; Metazoa; Chordata; Aves; Casuariiformes; Dromaiidae.